Rhincodon typus (whale shark) is the source of this 4555-nucleotide messenger RNA. RefSeq names its product cytochrome P450 1B1-like. NCBI's taxonomy places the organism in Eukaryota, Metazoa, Chordata, Chondrichthyes, Orectolobiformes, Rhincodontidae. The coding region runs from base 1251 to 2858 and encodes 535 amino acids. The transcript has a single exon. The record is from RefSeq and is a predicted model, not a curated record. Gene Ontology annotation, molecular function: steroid 17-alpha-monooxygenase activity; heme binding; iron ion binding. Gene Ontology annotation, biological process: progesterone metabolic process; hormone biosynthetic process.
AUCACUUUGAGGGCGAGAAAUGGAGCUUUAGCUUGACUUCUCAUCCUAAAGACAGCACCCCCAACUAAGUAACAACACUCUUACUACUGCAGCCUUGAGUGGCACUGGAACCCAAGCAGUCUGACUCAGAAGGGAGAAUGAUGCCCUGUCAUUAAAACAAAUACCAAGCCAGCGAAGUACUGGAGCUAUGCUGCGUUGGUGGAAGUGCCAGCUUUCAGCUGAGACCUUGGACUGAAGUCUGAGCUGUCGUCUGACGGUAAGACAAUGCCAUAGCGUUCAUUUGAAGAAGGGCAGGAGAAAAAUACCUGACAAUAUUUACCCCUCAACCGGCAUGGAGAAAAAGGUUUAUCUGUCCACGAUCGGUGUUGUUUGCGUGUGUGCAUCAAAAGUACUUAUCUGGAUAUGAAAUCUCACUAUAAAUGCGAGCUCUUUCUGACAAGAAUUUCCCAGAACGAACUCCAGCAGAUUUAAGAGAUUAAUUAAUUAAUACUAUCCCGCGGCUCCGGUUGAAGUUUUUUUUGCGGAAUACAGUUACCUCGGACAUAAUCAUUUUUCAGUUACUUUCACGCGUUCUUUAAGGUCGGCCUGCUGGGCCGUCACCGAUACUGCGGCUUUGGAGGGGGCGGGAGACGCUGCCGCGGGUGUGGCCUCUUUAAAGGGGAGGAGAUAUUCUCCCACUCCGGGGGAUCAGAACCGAAGAUGAUCGCGCUGAUGUUGGGGAGAAAGGGGAGUCUGCCGGAUCUUCCAACCCCGGAGCCGUUUUAUUCCCAUUGGUUUGACAUCACGUAACCGGAUGAAAUGGAGUGAAGACAGUUGGAAAGGGAGGGCAAUCUGCGGGUCCUCGCACUCUUUAUAAACGGGAAACCCCUCUCCCUUAGACACCAAAACCUCAGCGCUUCGGAGCGGAACAUUGACUGGAGUUCGUUACAGCUCAGGAGCAAGACAGUUCCUGCAAGAGGCUCAGCCACAAAACUACAAGCAACAAGGUGACAAGGAGUGGAAAGGGAAAAGUGCAUCACCGCUUCAACACGAGGAUUGGCAUUGAGAAGAAAGUUUGGUGGAAGAACAAGCAGGAGCAGAGAAGAAUUGGGAUGGGGAGGUGAAAGCAAAUCGUGUGCCAACCAUCUCUGGAGGACUUGGAAGUGCACAGGUCGGUGUUGUGUGCUACAGAGUUUGGGCUCUGAGUACAAGGAGUCCAGCGACAGACACUUUCCUGGGUCAGCGUGAAGAGAGGGAGGGAAUCCUCGCCCAUGGAUGUUGUUCUGGGGUGGAGUGAAGGGGACAGGAGGCUGCAGGUGCAGCCCAUCCUGUGGCUGUCCUUGCUGCUGCUGCUCUGCCUAGAAGCCUGCCGCUGGCUGCGGGACUGGAGGAGGAGGAGGAGUAGCGGGGGUCGGAGCCUCCCGGGCCCCUUUCCCUGGCCGCUGGUGGGCAACGCCCUGCAGCUGGGCGACUCGCCGCACCUGACCUUCGCCCGCAUGGCGCGGCGCUACGGCGACCUCUUCCAGAUCCACCUGGGGCGCCGCCGGGUGGUGGUGCUGAACGGCGAGGCGACCAUCCGCCGGGCGCUAGUGCAACGCAGCGCGCAGUUCGCCGGGCGGCCGGACUUCGCCUCGUUCCGCCUGGUGUCGGGCGGCAAGAGCCUGCCUUUCGGCCGCUACAGCGACCAGUGGCGGCUGCACCGGCGCCUGGCUCAGAGCACCCUGCGGGCUUUCUGCGGCGGCAGCCCGGGCUUGCUGGAGCAGUGCGUGUCGAGCGAGGCGUGUCACCUCAUCGAGGCCUUCCUGAGGCUGGGGGCGGCCGGGCGCCCCUUCGAGCCGGCGCGGGACCUGGCGCUCGCCGCCGCCAACGUCAUGUGCUUGCUGUGCUUCGGCCGUCGGUGCGCCAACGAGGACCGCGAGUUUCGGCGGCUGCUGGGCCUGAGCGAGCGCUUCAGCCGCGCGGUGGGCGCCGGCAGCCUGCUCGACGUGAUGCCUUGGCUGCGGGCCUUCCCCAACCCGGUGCGCGGGCUCUACCGCGAUUUCGAGCAGCUCAACAGCGGCUUCUUCCAGUUCGUCAGCCGGCAGGUCGCCCGCAACCGCGCCACCUACCGGCCGGGAGUCACCCGGGACAUGAGCGACGCCUUUAUCGCGGGGGUGGAGCGCUGCAUGCCGGGUAAAGGCGGGAAAGCCGAGGAGGACGAUGGCGACGAGAAGGUAGGCCUGGACCCCGAGUUUGCGGAGAGCUCGGUCAACGACCUCCUGGGGGCGGCCCAGGACACCACCUCAACCGCCCUGAGCUGGAUCCUCUUCCACUUGGUGCGCCUGCCGGGCCUGCAGAGCCGCCUGGGCCAGGAGCUCGACCGCGUGGUGGGCCGGGAGCGGCUGCCCAGGGCCGAUGACCGGCGCCGCCUGCCCUGGCUGGAGGCGUUCAUCUACGAGACGCUGCGCUUCAGCAGCUUCGUGCCGCUGACCAUCCCGCACGCCACUACGGGCCCCGUCGAGCUGGGCGGCUACCAGCUGCCAGCCGGCACGGUGGUCUUCGUCAACCAGUGGUCGGUCAACCACGACCGCCGCAAGUGGACCGACCCCGGCUCCUUCGAGCCCGCCCGCUUCCUCCGCCGAGACGGCAGCCUGGACCGCGAGCUGGCCGCCAGCGUGAUGCUGUUCUCGGCCGGCAAGCGCCGGUGCCUCGGCGAGCAGCUCUCCAAGACGCAGCUCUUCCUCUUCACCGCCAUCCUGCUGCACCAGUGCGUCUUCCAGGCCAACCCGGCCGAGGAGCUGGGCACCGGCUGCUCCUACGGGCUGACCGUUCGGCCGCAGGCCUUCACCCUGUCGGUCAAACUGAAGGACAAGCACCGAGGCAUCGUCUCCCCAGCGUGACCGUCAUCUUGCCCCACAACGCCCCCCCCCCCGCCCACAUCCAAAUCCACCGAGCAAUGUCCCUUCUCCCACCCCCCAAAUAUCAUCCAAACACAACAUCCCAAUGAAUGCAAAAACAGAAAUUUACGGGAAAGAACUCCGCAGGUCCGGCAGCACCUGUGGAGAGAAAUCGAUAGUUAACGUUUCGGGACCGUUCCUCAACAGGAUGAAAAGCCACCAAAAGUUGUCACAUCUCUCCCUUCUCCCCGGUGUACCCUCCCCGUUCUCGGUAUUCGCCCGGGGAGUUGGAAACAUGUGUCAGAACACGCGGCGGAAUAUAGCUCACGUUUGGACCGGAGUUUCAGCAGUUAACCGGGUUCCCUUCAAAUUCACGCCUUAGAAUUUGCCCAUGUAGCGAAAGCUGAGUCUUAACUUCAACCGAUCCCGGUUUCACAACCCAGCGAGAGGGCCCGAAGACGCUACCGUUUUGACGUGAAACAGUUCCUUUGAGAAUUCAUGUUCAGUUGUAUGUCACAAAACUAUUUCUUCAAAUACACAUUGACAAGAGUUGCUUUCACGGGAAGUAUGCAAGCUGAACUGCACUGAAAUUUGAACUGUCAUCUAGCUCUGCUGGAAGGGACAACAUCUUUUACAAUUACAAAUGCUUCCUAUUCAGUCACUGUUACUACUCGGUGUGAAUGUUCAGUAGCUUUGAGAAACUCCGGUAAUUUUUUUUAUUUGUAUGUAAUCCGUUUGAGUUGCGGGACUGAGGAUGGGGAGCAAGUGUCGAUGUAUUGGUGGAAAUGUUUUUUUUUGGGGGACCAGCCUUUCUCUACGUUGGGUAAUGUUUUAUUUGCAUUCACAUUGGAUGAAGAGUCUUCUCUGAAGUCCAUCCUGAAUUUUUAAGCAGUCUCUCGGUGAUCCCACUGAACUGUUGUUGAUACCCACUUAAAAGAAAGAUUUGCCUUAAACAACUCACCUAGUGCCCCUGGUAGUUAAUGGCCAGUAAGAAAAACUCUUGAUUUAUGGAGUCGUGAAGUGUGCCCUAAUAACUAGUACCUGGCCUACACAGCAAUCUAGGAUUAGAUUAAAACCAAACUGCAGCUGUCAGCGUCUCAGCCUGUAUGAUACAGCUUGUUAACAUAUACACACAUUAUAUACUAACAAUGGAAACGUGGAAGUUGAAGUAAAAUAAGAAAAUGUUGUGGAAAGCUGGUGCCUACUGAAGAGACAAUCCUUAUGAUGCUAAACCGACAUUAUAAUUCAAUUCUGAACUUAGACUGCACUUCAGAACUGAGCCUGUUUUGCUCAUCUAUAUUUCACUAUUGUGACAGACACGUUGUGUAUUCGGGCUGUUUGUGGUGUUGGCACAGAUACAAAUGUAGAGACACACACAACCCCCCACCCCUUGUGAUGUGCCUGACUCUCGUUAAAUGCUGUGAAGUCAAUGUAACACAAAUGUAUCUCGUCAUUAAGAUGUGAAGUUGAGGAAGGUGUCAUUUGAUUGUGUAUUAAGGCAUCGUUUCCUCCGACAAACCUGGUUAAUUUGAAUUUUGUCUGAUGCAAUCUGUAUUUAGUUUCACUGCCUGUUCAAAUUCUGUAACAGAUUGAUGUUACAUAUAACUGUCACUGUACAUGACUGCUGUAAAUUAUUCUGCUCAUUCAUGCAUAUAACUCACACUGUGGAUGCUAAUAACAUAAAUUUUUAUGUCACAAUC